Lytechinus variegatus (green sea urchin) is the source of this 576-nucleotide messenger RNA. RefSeq names its product sodium-coupled monocarboxylate transporter 1-like. The coding region runs from base 1 to 576 and encodes 191 amino acids. Lineage: Eukaryota; Metazoa; Echinodermata; Echinoidea; Temnopleuroida; Toxopneustidae. The transcript is spliced from 5 exons. Gene Ontology annotation, molecular function: nucleic acid binding; symporter activity. The record is from RefSeq and is a predicted model, not a curated record. Gene Ontology annotation, biological process: sodium ion transport; transmembrane transport. Gene Ontology annotation, cellular component: membrane.
AUGGCUAGGAACCCGACCAACCUGACCCAGCUUGAGGCCUACGCCAAGGAAGAAUGGGCCAACAUCCCGCAGGAGACGUGCAGGAAGCUUGUGGACACUUACAGGAAUCGUCUAGAAGCAGUCAAACCAGUGCAGAUUAAUGCACCCCUUGUGUAUGGCCUGUUAGCCAUUGGCUUUUCAUUUUGCAUUAGUUUCUUGCAGUCCGGAAUCUUACAGUUUACCCUAAGUAUGGUCGGAUUGAUCUCUGGCGGUGUCCUUGGUGUCUUUAUCUUAGGUGUAUUCGCCCAUCGUUGUAAUGCUAAGGGGGCUAUUGCUGGGUUCAUGGCCAGUGUGAUCGUCUUGGUGUGGAUCAAGACAGGGUCCGUUCUAUACCCCUCAUCAAGGGGCCAACUGCAUUUAUCGGUUGAAGGUUGCCCAGUACCCAAUGUCCUAUACACGACCUACACCAGCCCAACCACAGAAUGGACGGCGGGAACACUCCCCGGGUCGACCAUGGAACCAGGGUCUGAGAACCUGGAAGUAGUCUUGCAUCGCGGUUCACUUCCGGGAUUGGGAUUUCGAAAAAAACAUCUUUGA